UUUUGAACUUUGAAACAAGUCAUCGCAGUUCGUUCGUUCGUUCGUUCUGGCGUUCGGCAUCUGACUAUCUGAGUUCUCGGUUCUGAGAUAGCUCCGUUGAAAAUUGAAACCGAAAUAAAUAAAGAAGUUGAAUAAAAUCAGUUAUAACGUCGCGGUCAUAACUUGUGGAGCUCAAAACGUAAAUACCGAAGAGAACCAAACAAAACAAGUCACCUUGGUUUCUCAAACAUCAUUUCAGUCUCAAUUCCAAAACAUAAACAAUCUGCAGUUCCAACUUCCAUCCAUAUAUUUGGAUCUGAGAAGAAAUGCGUAGCCGGGGAUCACAAAACCGGCUAUCUGGUUACUCUUCCUUUGGAUCUCGAGUCUCUGCUCUCAUGCUCGCAAUGCUUGCUACCAUGUCUACUAUUUACGUCGCUGGCAGGCUGUGGCAGGACGCGGAAAAUAGGGCGUAUUUGAUGGAACAACUUAAAAAAAGAACCACUCAGGGUCAAUCCGCCGUAUCUGUUGAUGAUACACUCAAAAUUAUAGAAUGCAGGGAACAGCGUAAGAAGUUGUCGUCUCUUGAGAUGCAACUAUCUGCAGCUAAACAAGAAAGUUUUGUUACAAAGAAAUUACCAGGAAAUGGUCGGAAGCAGCCUACUAAGAAGGUACUUGCAGUUAUCGGGAUAAUGACAACCUUUGGCCGAAAAAAGAACCGAAAUGCAAUCCGGAAGGCUUGGAUGCCAACAGAUACUGCUAUGAAAACACUUGCUGAUCAAAAAGGCAUCACUGUGCGCUUUGUAAUAGGAAAAAGCGCAAAUCGUGGAGACAGCUUGGACAAAGAAAUUGAAACAGAAAGCAGCCAGACCGAUGAUUUCAUCAUUCUGGAUAAUCAAGUGGAGGCACCUGAAGAGAAAGCAAAAAAGAUAAAAUCAUUCUUUAUUUAUGCUGUGGACAAAUGGGAUGCAGAGUUUUAUCUUAAGGCCAAUGACGAUGUAUAUGUUAAUGUUGAUGCCCUGGGAGGAGUUCUAACUUCUUAUUUGGAUAAACCCCGUGUUUAUAUUGGUUGUAUGAAAUCAGGCGAAGUUUUCUCUGAUCCGACACAUCAAUGGCAUGAACCAGAUUGGUGGAAAUUUGGCGAUGGGAGAUCAUACUUUCGGCAUGCUUCCAGCGAUGUCUAUGUAAUUUCGAAAGCAUUGGCUCAGUUUAUUUCAAUAAACAGACAUAUUCUUCGGACAUAUGCACAUGAUGAUGUGAGCACCGGAUCAUGGUUUAUUGGGCUUGAUGUGAUGCACGUUGAUGAAAGAUCAUUUUGCUGCUCCUCUUCAUCUACAGGGGCACUAUGUGCAGCAGUAUGACGAUGCUGCCACUGACAAUAUGCGAGGAUGUAUCAAUAUCGAUAUCAUGUAUAGCAAACGGUAACCUGUUUUUUCCACAAUCGUCGUUAAUUCUUCAGGUGUUUUUUCACCGAUUCUUUUUAGCCAGAAGUUGAUUCUGCCACUUCAUGGCGUGUAAAUAUGAAGAGCUCUCGCUGAUCCUUCUUAAACUAUACAAUGUUACACCAUGAGAUAAUGAAAGAAUCAUUCAUUAACGUAAAUAUAGAAAACAUUUUAUAUUAUUAGAGUUGAGAUGUCCGUGUGAACACGCUCUUGUUUGUAUAUUGGCCACCUUGGAAAUAUUAUAUUUACACCCU
Molecule: messenger RNA, 1672 nt
Organism: Arachis duranensis
Lineage: Eukaryota; Viridiplantae; Streptophyta; Magnoliopsida; Fabales; Fabaceae
Product: hydroxyproline O-galactosyltransferase HPGT1
Exons: 12
Coding region: 306-1337 (343 amino acids)
Cellular component (GO): Golgi membrane
Molecular function (GO): hexosyltransferase activity
Source: RefSeq, a predicted model, not a curated record